Messenger RNA from Cucumis melo (muskmelon), 1307 nucleotides. RefSeq lists its product as uncharacterized. Gene Ontology annotation, cellular component: eukaryotic translation initiation factor 3 complex. The transcript is spliced from 8 exons. The coding region runs from base 1 to 918 and encodes 305 amino acids. The record is from RefSeq and is a predicted model, not a curated record. Lineage: Eukaryota; Viridiplantae; Streptophyta; Magnoliopsida; Cucurbitales; Cucurbitaceae. Gene Ontology annotation, biological process: cytoplasmic translational initiation.
AUGAGGGAGCAGGAAGCAGAGGCAUGCAUGAGCAUGCAUGAUGUUGAAGAAAGGUCUCCUCUUCUUCCAUCUUUACGAUCUUCUCCGCUGCGUCAAUCGGCCGCUCGUCUUCUUCUUCCACCUUUUCUUCCAUCUUUCAUCUUCUCUUCUUUCAUCUCCAUUUUUCUUUCGAUUUUUAUUUAUGUAUGGAGAGAUGAACAUCUGAAUCAUCCUAAUUCUCAUAAUAAUGGCUUUGCGCCACAACGAAAGAAAAAGGGGUACAGCGAUCCCAUUCCUUCUUCUUUCUCUUUCCAUUUCCUUUUGGGGCCAACCAUUUCUGCAAUUAUUGGGUUGUUCAGCGGCGUAAACCUCAUUUUUCAGCCAGUUCCACCUUCCUCUGCUGUUUUUUGGUCGAUCACUCUCGUACCCUUCAAUUUUUUCCAUCUGGGUGGAUGGAAGUGGGAACCUCUUUUCAGCCAUUCAACGAAGCUUGAGCCAAUUGAAGAAGUCACCAUAAAGUGUGAUUUGUUGGACAUGCCUGCUGUAGGGCAACUGGAGAAGGAUGCCAAAUAUUCAUUGGUUUAUCAGCUUCUGAAGAUUUUUUUGACCCAGAGAUUGGAUGCUUACAUGGAAUUUCAAGCUGCAAAUUCUUCUUUAUUGAAAAGCUAUGGUCUCGUCCAUGAAGAUUGCAUUGCAAAGAUGAGGUUAUUAUCAUUGGUAGAUCUUGGCUCAAAUGAAUCUGCCCGUAUUCCAUAUGCUCUCAUCAAGGGUGUUACUUGUGUGUUACUUGUGCUUCAGAUCAAUGAUGAUGAGGUCGAACUGUGGGUCGUGAAGGCCAUUACGUCCAAAUUGAUUGACUGCAAAAUGGACCAGAUGAACGAAGUUGUGAUUGUGAGGGAGUCUUGGACAUCACCACCACAGAGGUCGCAGACUACUUAAUUGGAGGGUUCUCCUUUUUGCAAACUUGUUCGUGAAGUGCUUGUAGAGUUGGAGUUACCACAUUUAGUACGUUGGCUUUAAGGAAUUGUAUUAAGUUUUCUACGAGAUUCUGGAUUUUCAUUUCCACUCUGUUUGGGAUUUUUGGAUGCUGUCGAUUGGGUUUGCGGGAUUGUUAGCUACUGGCUUUGCAGAUUUGGAGGAAUAUAUAUUGGAUGGGAGAAGAAGCAUUUUCGAGACCUUUAAAAUGUCGUGAUCUUUGAAUUUAUAUAAUUCUGUUUGGUUGCAGUUAAUUUUACAAGCGUGUUUUCAUUGUUGGUGGAAUCAGACUUGAAUAAUAUGGGAUUUAUGUGCUUUAAGAUAUGAAUGGGAUUUAUUGUUGCUUUAAGAUA